This is a messenger RNA of Amoebophrya sp. A120, 2079 nucleotides long. NCBI's taxonomy places the organism in Eukaryota, Dinophyceae, Syndiniales, Amoebophryaceae. The record is from the annotation of a GenBank genome assembly.
AUGAAGGUGAAGAUGAAGAAGAAGGUUCUGGUGAAAAAGAAAAAAGGUUCGCUCAAGAAGCAGGCCGCUCCUGCUGCUCAAGAGACUGUCGCGCCUUCCAAGACUACUGCUACCAAGACUAGGCAGGUUGCGGACAUUGCACCCGUCCACUUAAUACAAGAAGAGAAACAAGUGGCAGCAGAUGAAAAUGGUGCAAGCGAAGAUGCUGACAUGGAAAGCGAUGAGGAAGGUGCGGCAUCUACUGGAGACAACGAUGACAUCGACGAAAUGGAUGCUGAUGAUGUCGUUCCGGUUGAGCAGAAAAACCAGCAGAAAGGCGGUUCUUCGUCCUCCACAGGCUCUUCUUCAAAAGUAGAUUCUAAUGAAUCCGAAAACGCAAAGCAAGACAUCGAAAACGCAACUUUUGCCUCGCUCGGCGUGUGUCCGGAACUUUGUCAGGCGGUCGAGGUUCUCGGAUGGAAGCAGCCCACGGAAAUCCAGCGUGUCAGUAUUCCCCCGGCACUGGAGGGCAGGGACAUUAUCGCGCUGGCGGAAACGGGAAGUGGGAAGACCGGCGCGUUCGCACUGCCGAUCGUGCAGGCAUUGCUGGACAAACCACAGCGGUUUUUCUGUGUGGCGCUGAGUCCGACGCGAGAACUGUGCGUGCAAAUCGGGGAACAGUUCAAGGCACUCGGUGCAGCGAUCUCAUUGCAGGUAUGCGUGCUGUUGAUGAAGAUACAAAAUGCGGCUGCUUUUUAAUUUUCUGAAUCAUUCCGUACGGUUCUCGUUUUUCAGUAAAUUAUGCAAGAAACGAAAAUGUUCAUCCGAUAAAAAAUCGAUUUUCAAUAUGACACCUUCAUCAGGUUUGCGUAAUUCUCGGUGGCGUCGACAUGGUGACGCAAGCUCAGCAGCUGGCCCAGCGGCCGCAUGUUGUGGUCGCGAGUCCGGGUCGGCUUGUGGACCACUUGGAGAACACAAAGGGGUUUCACCUCCGCACGCUCCAGUACUUGGUCAUGGACGAGGCGGAUCGGCUCUUGUCCGAAGAUUUCGAAGAAGCGCUGGACAAGAUUUCGCUGGUCGCCAACCCGAAGGAGCGGAAGACCUACCUUUUCUCCGCCACCAUGACCAGCAAGGUGGCCAAGCUGCAGCGGGCGUGCCUGAAGAAGCCGGUCAAGUUGGAGGUCUCGUCAAAGUACGGCACGGCCAAGGGGUUGAUUCAGAACUAUCUUUUCCAGCCGCUGAAGUACAAAGCGGCGUGGUUUGUGGCGCUGGUGAACCACUUUAGCAACUACUCCAUGAUGGUGUUUUCCGACACUUGCAAGGAAACGCACCGCAUGGCCUCCAUUCUGCGGGAGCUCGGCUUCUCAGCUGUGGCCCUGCACGGACAGAUGCCACAGGUUCAACGACUCGGGGCACUGAACCAAUUCAAGAGCGGGCAAAAAAAGAUCUUGGUAUAAUACUUAAACUUUUUUUUUGAAUCUUGUUGCGCGAAAUUAGAAUUUAUUGCAUGGCACACUUUCUGAAGUUGAGUACUAUCUCUGUCUUCCAUGAUCGUCCUGCUUGUGACAAAUAAAUCCAAAAAACAUCACUUACCAGAUCGCUACGGACGUUGCUUCCCGAGGUCUGGACAUUCCGUCGGUGGAUGUCGUCAUAAACCUGGACAUUCCGAAGAACAGCAAGGACUACGUGCACCGCGUUGGUCGAACAGCGCGCGCCGGGCGGGCGGGCCGCGCCAUUACUUUCGUUACACAGUACGACGUCGAGGGCUUCCAGAAAAUCGAAAACUCGUUGGGCAAAAAACUCCCGGAGUUGCAGGACGUCCGGGAGGAACAGGCUUUGGCUUUUCACGACCGAGUGCAGGCGGCCUGUCGCAAAGUCGACCUCGCGGAACGCGAAGAGCGUGAGGAGGGCGGGGGUAAGGGGAAAAAGAAAAUGCUGCAGCAUUAUUCCUCCAAGAAGCACCGGGGAAAAAGGAAGUGAACUUGUUGUUUCCAUCGAAAAGAUGCUCCGCACUCUCUGGAUCUUCUCUUGUUGCGACGCGACUUUCUGAAACACUGCAUUUUAGAACGACAAAACUAACGAAUUCAAUUAUAAUGCGAA